AUAUCCGUGGAAUCCAAGAGUUUUUGGACAAAGUAUCCCAGCAGGGAAUGGAUGUCGCACUUCAGAAAGUAGAGAACAACAUCAAUAAAAUGAUCACAGGACUCUUCACCACCAUGCGGAUUGAAGAACUCAACCGCUAUCGGGACACGCUGAGGCGGGCCAUUUUGGUAAUGAACCCUUCGACAGCCAAGUCCUUCAUUACUGAGGUUGUGGAAGCCAAUUUGGUUGCUUUUGACUGUCACUGGAUCAUUAUAAAUGAGAUUACCAACCUUUACAUAUACGAUACGGUGUUGUUGCUGGCAAAUGCUUUUCAUAAGAAGCUGGAGGACCGAAAGUGGCACAGUAUGGCUAGCUUGACAUGCAUUAGGAAGAAUUCCAAACCCUGGCAAGGAGGGAGAUCUAUGCUGGAUACAAUCAAGAAGGGUGGAGUGAAUGGCUUGACAGGAGACUUGGAGUUUGCAGAAAAUGGAGGAAACCCCAAUGUUCUGUUUGAGAUCCUAGGGACAAACUACGGAGAGGAACUGAGCAGAGGAAUCCGCAAGCUGGGCUGCUGGAAUCCUGGUACUGGUCUCAAUGGAUCACUAACAGAUAGAAGACUGGAAAAUAACAUGCGGGGAGUAGUUCUUCGUGUAGUUACUGUGUUGGAGGAACCGUUUGUGAUGGUGUCAGAAAAUGUUCUGGGCAAACCAAAGAAAUAUCAGGGUUUCUCAAUUGAUGUCCUGGAAUCUUUAUCUACUUAUCUUGGCUUCACAUAUGAAAUUUAUGUUGCACCAGAUCAAAAAUACGGGCUUCCACUGGAGAAUGGGACUUGGAAUGGACUGAUUGGAGAACUAGUAUUAAAGAGAGCUGAUAUAGGCAUUUCUGCAUUGACGAUUACACCAGACCGGGAAAACGUGGUCGAUUUUACAACGCGCUACAUGGACUACUCGGUGGGGGUCUUGCUGCAAAAGGCUGAAAAAACCAUGGAUAUGUUUGCUUGCCUGGCACCAUUUGACCUCUCCCUCUGGGCUUGCAUCGCUGGCACAGUGCUGCUCGUCGGACUCUUGGUCUAUCUUCUCAACUGGCUUAAUCCUCCGCGGCUUCAGAUGGGAUCGAUGACCUCCACAACCCUCUACAACUCCAUGUGGUUUGUGUAUGGAUCCUUCGUGCAGCAAGGGGGAGAAGUUCCCUAUACUACACUGGCAACUCGAAUGAUGAUGGGUGCCUGGUGGCUGUUUGCCUUGAUCGUCAUUUCAUCCUACACUGCAAAUCUAGCGGCUUUUCUCACCAUCACUCGCAUUGAGAACUCCAUCCAGUCUCUUCAAGAUCUCUCCCGGCAGACAGAUAUUCCUUACGGCACCGUUUUAGAUUCUGCAGUCUAUGAACAUGUACGGGUGAAAGGCAUGAAUCCUUUCGAGAAGAAUAGCAUGUAUUCGAAGUUGUGGCAGAUGAUCAACCGAAGUAACGGGUCUGAGAACAACGUGCAAGAAUCCCAGAUUGGCAUUCAUAAGGUCAAAUAUGGAAAUUACGCCUUUGUUUGGGAUGCCGCCGUUUUGGAAUACGUUGCUCUAAAUGAUCCAGAUUGUUCCUUCUACACCGUUGGGAAUACUAUUGCAGAUCGAGGAUACGGAAUUGCUCUUCAACAUGGAAGCCCCUACAGAGACGUCUUCUCACAAAGGAUUCUAGAACUUCAGCAGAACGGACACAUGGAUCUACUGAAGCAUAAGUGGUGGCCAAAGAAUUCCCAGUGUGAUCUGCACUCCUCGGUGGACCCCAAAUAUAAAGGCGGCGCCUUGGACAUAAAAAGCUUUGCAGGUGUUUUUUGCAUACUGGCAGCUGGGAUUGUUCUCUCCUGCUUAAUUGCCAUGUUGGAAACAUGGUGGAAUAAAAGAAAAGGCUCACGGGUUCCUUCAAAAGAGGAUGACAAAGAAAUUGAUCUAGAGCAUCUCCACAGGCGUGUGAACAGCCUCUGCACAGAUGACGAAAGUCCCCAUAAACAGUUUUCCACUUCAUCCAUUGACUUGACUCCCCUGGACAUUGACACUUUGCCCACGCGUCAAGCCCUGGAGCAAAUCAGUGACUUCAGGAACACUCACAUCACGACCACAACUUUCAUACCAGAGCAGAUCCAGACUCUUAGUCGCACACUUUCAGCUAAAGCUGCUUCUGGAUUCCCUUUCGGCAACGUGCCUGAACACCGGACUGGCCCUUUUAGGCACAGGGCUCCAAAUGGGGGCUUCUUCAGAAGUCCUAUCAAAACAAUGUCUUCAAUUCCGUAUCAACCCACUCCGACUCUAGGGCUUAACAUCGGCAACGAUCCAGACCGAGGCACGUCCAUCUAAAACUGCAGACAUUGCUUUGUCACUGUUUCUUCUUAGGACUCCCUUUCCAAGGAGCGGCUGUGAUAUUGUGGAACUAACCUGGAUGUAACUUUUUUUUUUAAAAAAAAGAAACCUGAAGUAUUAGUAACAACUCAUUAUCCUUCCUCUUGCCCUCCUCUUUUUCAUUUUUUUCUCUCUCUUCUUCCACUACGUUAGGCUGUGAUUUUUUUCAGCCCGGUUUCUUUAAGGUGGCUAAACUAAAGUGGUUCUGGAGUAAGUCUUUUCUAGAACAUGUUACAACUUUAACUUUGUAACCAUCAAGCUGGUGGGACUACUCUGAAGUAAAUGCAACCUGAGCUACUGUAGGACCAACUGCCGGCCAUCUUCUAAAACUCUGUUAGUAGUUUCCGCUAGGCAGGUCUUCAAUUAUGAUUCCAAUAGGCUGUUUCUGAGCGCACCAGGAUGUAAGUGUAACAACUGUUUGCCAUUCUGUAAAGCAGCGAUGUAUUCUUAUUUUUUUAGGCAUUGUGUAGAAGCUUUAAGAUCCCCAGGGUGGGGGGGGCGGUUGAUAACAAGUGUUUAAAUGUUCAUACAGGUGUAGUAAUGGUACCCUCUUAUCUUCCCUAUUGGCUUGGUAGUAGGAGCACAUAUGUGCUAGCUUCGGUCUCGCGUGGCAUUUCUGGGCAUGUGCAGAAGGUAUGUGAUGAUGUCUGGGUGGGUGGGCGGAGCCACUACCAGUUCACCCGAACCAGUGUGAACCGGUAGAAUAACACCUCUGUACAGGUGCUAGUAUUCCCACAUGUUCCCAAGCACCGUUUUGGAAAUGAACCCGAAGGUUUACACAGCAUUAUGUCAUAACACUUGAAAUAUAGGAACUAAAUAUGAAGUCUGUGUAAAAAAAAAAUAUUACAAUGUCCUUUCACUGAAAUACCUUUGAAUUGGUUUUAUUUAAUAUAUAUAUACAUAUUCAUAAUUGCAAUAAUGUGUCUGUUCUCGGACAUCCAUUUCAUGCUUCUCUGCUCUAGAGUGUGUCCUUUUCAAUUGUGGACCAAAUGCCAACCUUGCAGUUUUUGUAGGGAAAACGAAAACGAGAGAAAUGGUAAAGAGAAGGGAGAGACCAUUUAACAUCAGAAUGCAAUUUUGUAGAAUUUUCACAAAGCCAUCGCUAUGCCAGUAAAGACUACAGUUAAAUCUCCUUUUUGCACUGCAACAGUGCAUAUGAUCUUUCUGGAAUUGUACAGAGUUUAAAAGGGUUUUUUGUUUUGUUUUGUUGUUUUGUUUUCCUAUGUACAGAGAACUGUAUCAUACGGCAGAAUCUUCUAUUAAACAAAUUAGUUUCCCAUACAUACAUAUAUAUGCCUAUCUAUCUAUCUAUAUAUAUACAUGCUUUGGUAUAUGUGAGUGGGCGUGUGUGGGAGGGUAUAUAUGUAAAUACAUGUGCACACACACGCACACGCACACACACAUAUAUAUAUCUAUAAAAUGGCAGCCAGUGCUAUUGCAAUUUGUCUAAUAAAGCUUUAGUAAGAACAAGUGGAUUCUGGUAAGGUGUACAGGGCAAAGAGUCUCUUUUUUUUUCAAAGAUGGGGUGCUUUAACACUAUUCUGAUUUACAUUGUUUGAUCGAACGUAUUUUAUAUUGUUGCUUUUUAAUUAGAUCAUCCAGGGUCAUUUAACAUUUGUAACAAGUUGUGCAAGUCACUCAUUUGGUGUAUUUUUCAGAGUGUAAGACGCACAUUCCCCCCACCCCCACCCGGAAGGACGCUGAAAAUUUGGGUGCGUCUUAUACUCCGAAUGUAGCUUUUUUGAAGCUGUUUUUCAGCCCUAAUGAGGCACUAAGGAGUGAAGCGAUCUUCCAGGCUUCCCCUGCCUUUCUCAUUGCUUCUCUCUCCCAUGAUCAGUUCUGCUUUAGAAGCUGUUUUUUUUAUCCCCAACUAGGGGAUAAAAAGCAUGUGGGUGCUCAAAACCAGCAAACGUAUGUGCUGAAGCUGACUAGACUAAGGAAGCUAACCAGAUGAAUAUCUGGUAGGCAGAAUUUUUUUUCCUAUUUCUCCCCAAAAACUAAGGUAUGUCUUAUACUCCAAAAAAUACGGUAGAUUUUUUUUUUUUUUGCAAUCGCUAUUCAACAGUGUUUAAGCUUAUGGUUAAUCAUGCUUUUACAUUAAAUUGCAAAAUUGGAAAGCAUUCAUUAGGUUAAAAAUACAAAUGCAUAUCCACAGGGAUAUCUGAUUUUCAGCUCUCCGGAGCAUGAAAAAAACAGAUUGUGAAUGUUGAAUAAGCCCUAUUGAAAUCAAUACUGUCAAUAUUUGGAAAAUAUUUUACGGAAAGAAGGCUGUUGAGAAUGACUGGUGUGGCCUUAAAUUGCAGUCCUAUAGUGCUCCAAGAAAGAGGGAAUGGGGAAGGAAAAACAAGCUUUUGUUUAAAUCUUUAUUACAUAUUCAAUUAUAGAUGUAUUUUUGAUGUGAGUUCCAAUUGUAUAGAAUGAGAAGCUGAUGACAACAUCAGCUGCAGCAACAACAACAAAAAACAGCACCUGGUAAACAUUUUUGAAGUUAACACUCUACUUGUUCAGAAUUGUAAAAAUGAGCUUCAGUUGUAAUCUUUAUAAACUAAACUGCGGUUAAGUAGAAAGCAAGCCAACUUAUUACGUGUUUUUUCUUUGUUUUAAUUUGAUAUGAUAUUUACGUUAAUCUAACUCAGUUAUGUGGAUAGGACUUGAUUAUAAGAACCAGCUUAGGUGAUCUGCUGUAGGAAAAAAAUCAAAGUAUAUUCUUCAAAUCUACUCUAUUUUGAUGCCUAAUUCUGUUCUGGGAGAACACCUUGUAAUUGUCAUUGUUUUUUGUA
Molecule: messenger RNA, 5143 nt
Organism: Thamnophis sirtalis
Lineage: Eukaryota; Metazoa; Chordata; Lepidosauria; Squamata; Natricidae
Source: RefSeq, a predicted model, not a curated record